Arvicanthis niloticus (Nile rat) is the source of this 3160-nucleotide messenger RNA. The record is from RefSeq and is a predicted model, not a curated record. NCBI's taxonomy places the organism in Eukaryota, Metazoa, Chordata, Mammalia, Rodentia, Muridae.
AGGCGCUGCGAUGACCGCCCUGAGCCGUAGCGAGCCUGUCGAGACCGGCAGCAACCAACAAAUGCACGGGAAGAUGGCGCCUCUGAAGAGCCAUGUGCACUGCACGGAGAAACCAGGAAAGGUCCAGGAGCCCCCAGAUAGCAGUCUGCACUGGUCAGAAGGCUCAAAGGGUGAAGAGAUAAAGAAGUAUGGCCGGGAAGGGACACUACUGAGCAAAUACAACCAACAAUAUCACAAGCUGUUUAAAGAUAUCCCCUUGGAGGAGAUGGUUCUCAAAGUGUGUUCCUGUGCCCUCCAGAGAGACCUCCUUCUCCACGGUCGGCUCUAUAUCUCACCCAACUGGCUUUGCUUCCAUGCCAGCCUCUUUGGCAAGGAUAUCAAGGUGGUCAUUCCUGUGGUAUCUGUGCAAUUGAUCAAAAAACACAAGAUGGCAAGGCUCCUUCCCAAUGGACUGGCCAUCACCACAAACACCAGCCAGAAGUAUGUCUUUGUGUCUCUGCUUUCCCGGGACAGUGUAUAUGACAUGCUGAGGAGGGUCUGCACUCACCUACAGCCUUCCAGCAAGAAGAGUCUGAGUAUAAGGAAAUUUCCAGAAGAGGCCCAGUGCGAGUCCCCGGAAGUCCUUAUCCCCGAGAUGAAGUGGAGAAAAGGAUGCUCGUCCUCCCCAUCCCUGUCACUCCCAGACAACAUCUCUUGUGUCUCUCGGAUACCCACAGACUCCACAGAUAGCUGCUUCCCCUCCAUGAAGCCUCCAGGGUCUGAGGCCGUCUGUGAGAAAGAUGCACUGGAGGAAGAGCCCACCACGGACCAGGAAUUGAGGCUGUGGGACUCCCGGCUUCUCAAAGUCAUCUUUGUGAUGAUCUGCUUUCUAGUUCUGUCCUCAUCCUAUCUGGCAUUCCGAAUCUCCCGGCUGGAACAGCAAUUAUGUUCCCUGAACUGGGGCAGUCCACUCCCAAGGGACAGGUAACAGCCACUCGAUCUUCAUCCCACACCUUAUCCAAGGAUGCUCUGGUGCUGCCUUUCCCAAGGAUUCCUGGGGUUUAUGCUGUGGCUGUGCUGAGACUGAGUAUGAAGAACACAUUCUAGAUCCUUCCUCCAGACCCUCCCCCAACACUUCUUCCCUCAGCGAGUGAUCUGAAGUAUGUGUUUACAAAUUAACCGGCUCCUACAAUUUUUGGACUCAAAUGAAAUGUGAGACUGUUUCUGUGUUUUCAUCAGUUGAGGAGUUCUGUACACUAAGCUUCAGCGACCACUUACGUGGUAGAGAGCACAUUAACUUGUUUUAUUGUAAGCAAUGGUUCUGGCACACCGACAGAGCCCUGGGGGGCCACCCCUGGGGACAAAGGGCAUGCCUUGAUACCUGGAUUGCUGCUUGCUAUCACACAACACAGUGUGUGUAGGGGGGUUGGGCUGGGAGUUGUUGGAGAAAUAACAAAAGCACAAACCACCUCUGUGGGCUCUGCAGCCUCCCAGUGUUCUGUGAUCUCACUCGGGCCUCUCAGAAUCUUUGCUCAGGUGCCCAGAGGACUUUUCUUCAGGGAGACAGGCACUGGAGGAGCCUUUGAGAAGCCUGGGAUAUGGAGAAGAGAGCGAGUGGCAGGGCUUAUUAAGAGAGCAAUCUUAGUGUUCUGAGCUGAGUUUGUGACUUUGGGCUGACCCUGCAGGAGCUGUCUAACUGAAUUUGGGAAGAUGCCACCUGUAGGAGAGGAAGGGUGUGGGGCUGAGAUCGGAGGUCCCAGAACUCCCAUUCUGGAGCACCCUCAUCUUUGGUAGGACAAGGGGAGCAGGUACUUUGGUAUUUGGUAGUAAGUCUAUUUCCAUUGGUCACAGACAUUCCCAAGGCCCUAGACAUUAGCAAUAGGAAGGCAGGGAAUUUGAUUUAAGGUCUAGUGGUUGGUAUACUUCCUGCAUGGCCAACUGCACUUGUCAGGCUGGCUUGACUGGGCAGUAGGAUCCAGCAGGGUUGCAGUGUUGAGCCCUUGUUGGCAGAGCUCACUCAGUCCACGGACCUGCAGUCCAUAUGCUAUAGGACACUCUGCAGGAUUCUGGUAAUCACAGACGUGCCCCAGAUGGGCUAGGUUCCGUGCAGAGACAGGUGAAGAAGAUGGGUAGGUGGUGAGAUCAGUGCACACUGAUGGUUUUGCCAUAGAGACUCUUCCCCAUCUACCUUUCUUCUAAAAAGAACUCUUGUUCAUCUCCUCAGGACUCUCAUCUGCUAAGACAGUGCCUUUGAAGGUUCUAGAAGGGUCUUAGGGAGGAAGCCAGAGGUAUCAAGGAAAGGCACGGGUGGUGAGUGGAUUGGUGCUGAGAAUACAUAGCCACUGUUACCCUCUCUUGUGCUGGGCGGGUAACUAGCAGAGGAAACCCCGGAGGAAAUGCUUGCAGGCUGUGGUUGUCUCAUUAAGGACAAAUUCAAGCAGGACUGGAGAGAGGGACAGUGGGUGAAAACUUCCUGAGCUUAGGCUGGAGGUCUCUCCAAGGUCUCCCUAUUCUAGUUCCUAGGCUUGAACAUGGAGCCCAGUCUUGUAUGUUGUUUGUACCAAAUCUUUACAUCUCAGGUGAAACCCAGUGUCCAUUUGGUCCUCCUUCCAGGGUUGAAUCACACCAAAUGUCCAUCCUCCAGUGCCCAUCCAUCCUUUUGUAUUGACCAUCCUCUAUCACCCUUUCUCAUCCUAUUGCCAUAGAAACAAUCCUCCUUCCCCCAGUGCUUCCCCUCCCUGGUCCCUGCCGAGAGGUCAGAGUACAGAUCCAUUCUCUGAGCCUUGCUAGGUUGAGCUGGGGUUCAUGAGAGGUGCCAAGUCACAAGUGGCUGUGCCAACAUGCUGUGGAAAGCCCAUUCUCCAAACAAGGCUGAGAAAGGGCAGGAGGCAAGCUGUGGGGCAAUUGACUUUGGAGGUAGACUUGAGGCCAGAGCUUUGAGUGAUACGGGUGUGUCCAUGCCUCUGGAGGGUCCUCUUUCUGCUCCUCCCCUUGGUCCUCCCGUCCUGCUCCUCUAGAGGAGCUGCGUGUCAGUUGUGAUUGUUCAUAAUCUGUGAGUGUUUAUACAUUCUCUUUGCAUGGGCUAACACUCCUCCAGUUCUCAAGAGUGAGUUGUUCCACCCUGCCAUUAGCCUUCGAAAUUUUUAAAAAUGGGUUAAUUCUAUGGUACUGAAAAAAAUGU